This is a messenger RNA of Cannabis sativa, 3401 nucleotides long. Its product is annotated as protein CYCLOPS. NCBI's taxonomy places the organism in Eukaryota, Viridiplantae, Streptophyta, Magnoliopsida, Rosales, Cannabaceae. The record is from RefSeq and is a predicted model, not a curated record. The coding region runs from base 1610 to 3175 and encodes 521 amino acids. Gene Ontology annotation, cellular component: nucleus. The transcript has 11 exons. Gene Ontology annotation, molecular function: sequence-specific DNA binding. Gene Ontology annotation, biological process: arbuscular mycorrhizal association.
AUGCAACCAUUAGAUUGAUUCUAUUACUAUGGUAGCUAAUGCUACGGUUGAAUAAUCAGUACUAUAGCAGGUUGCCAGGUGUUGUAUAUAGCAGCCAGCGUUGUGAUUUGAUCAUAAAGUUCUUUUCGAAUAAGUUCUUCACUUUUGGCCUGAUUAGCUAGUUCAUCUUAAUCACGGUAAGCCUUUUUUCUUCAAUCUUAGGAAAUUUAGGCUAUGUUUGAAGAAAAAGAAAAAAAAAAAUAAGGAAAAUGUAGGGAAAAAAACGUGGAUAAUAAUAAAAAAAAAUAAUUUUUCAUUUGAAUCAAAACUUUUUCUAUACAAUUUUUCUUUAAAUACCAAACAUGAGAAUUUAUUGUUUUAUAUUUUUCACUUUUUGUUCUUCUUAUUUUUUUUUUCUUCACCAAAAGUUAACUUCUAAGGGCUUGUUAGAAUUACAAGUCUAUUAGGUAUCUGUUAUGUAAAAGUUUUACUCUCACUUUCCUAAGGCAUGCUGUCCUGUAUUCUCUGUUUUCUAGUAAUACGUGACUUGGGCAUGUUGUUCUAUGAAUAGAAAAUUCAAGUGAGAAGUGGUUCACUUUCAAUCUAAUUAUCUUCUAUCAUAUUUAAUUCACUGUAAAAAAUUAAUAAAUAACUAAAUAAAAAUAGAAUAUUAACAGAUCCUAAAUAGGUACACGUUGACUUCACACCGAAUAGCCGCCCAAACUAAUGAUAGCGCCAUUUCAACGGCUACAUUAUUAUUAUUAUAAAUGGAAACAGGAAGAGUCAGUCGCAGGAGGUCUCUUUCAUUCCAUCAUCACUACGCUGUGGUUUUGGUACUACCUCAACCUCUCUAAAUUUUCUAUUACAACAUUACAGAGAAAGACAAUAAUAAAAGUUCCAAAACUAAUUGAAAAUUUUCUUAACAGCGAGACCUUAAAAUUUAGCAUUAUUAACUACAUUUUUGACCCAAUAAAGUUACUUUCUUUUACCUUAAAGAAAACGACAAUUUUAUGGCAUGACGAAUCUUAAAAGAACCGAAAGCCAUAGAUUCCCAUAAAUAUAUAUUUAAAUUUAUAUUGACCACAGCCACGGCUACUACCACCAUCGUUCUGUAAUAAUGUUACAAUAAGAAAAAUACUUGUGACGUCUAAUUUUUGUACAUAUGAUUCUUUAUGCCAUACUUUUUUUUUUUGGUUAGCUCAGACACACAAGGUUUGGGUUAAAGUGAAGUGAAUUGAGAGUUUAUCCUUUCGUUGGUUUUGGUUUUUGAUUGAGAAAAUAACUAUGUUUUUCUGACUAGGAAAAAAAAAUGUUUUGUUGAUACUUGGGUUUGAAGUUUUGGUGAAAGUUUGACUGAGAGUUUGGGAUUGAUAUUUGUUUGUUCUUGAGUUGAUUUUCUAUUUGUCUUGUUCAUUAGAGAUUUGGGUUUAUGUUGAUAGUUCUUCCAUGGUCUUUCAAAAGUUUAGUGUUCUUUUAAUUUGUUGUGUCUUGGAAAGUUUUUAUGGUCAAAUGGUGGAACAAAGGGAGCACAGUGAGUAAUUAUCUUGUAAAAGGGAGAAAGUAGUUAGCAGAAAGCUUCUUCCAGUUUUCUCCCUUUCUUCAAAAUCAAGGAAAAAAGAGUUUCUUGGAAAUGGAAGGAAGAGAGCUUCCAGAGUUAUAUAGGAACACCAGUGAGGAGAUAUUUCUAAGAUCUUAUAUGGAGAGUUCAGUGGGACCUUCUGUUCCAUCCAUUGAUGUCCUGGGGUUUAGGAAUCUAUCUCAAAACUUUCGAACCGAUAGUGAGGAGCUUUUCAAAAGUUGGCUAACAAAUGGAGAGAAUAAUUCCUUCAACACGUCCGGUAUAGCACAUCGUACUCGACAAGCAUCGCGAAGGAUAUCCACUGAAAUAUCCAAUUUGACCGGUCAGCAACAUGUUGGUAUGCUCCAAAAGAAAAGAAGCAAUGACAUUAUAUAUCCUCAAAAUUAUGCCUCAGCUGAUGAUACUUCUGGCAGUGUCAAUCAUCACUCGAUCAGGAAUGCAGUUGAAAAGGGAUUACAUGGUAGUGAGUUGUAUCUGGCUAAGGCUUGGUUUCAUAGUUCUCAACCCAUGACAAGAAGUCGAUCCUCUGAAUUGCGGAGGAAGUAUGCUGCAACGCAAAGUUUCCAAUCAACAGUUGGUCUUGAAGUGCUACACCAUGCUUCUGCACAAGGCAUCAACACAAUGGAUCAAUAUUAUCCAAAUGGAUUCAUUGGCUCCUCAGCUUGUGAGAUACCCAACCAAAUGGAUACUUUUAUGUCUCCAUCUAAUUCUUCCUCCUCUACUUUUAACAACCCACCAGUUGGUGAGAUUGAUAAAGUGACUUCUGUCGUAAACAUGCUUAAGGGAACAUUAGAACGUAAGAAGCUCAACAACCAUAUCGAAAAAGAAAUUGUUGAAGAUGAUAGUUGCAACGAGAUUUUUCCUGCUCGAGAAUUCACCUUCAAUGUGAACUUCAGUCAAGAACAAAGGAACCAGAUUAAUGAGAAACCCUUUAAUUUUCAUGAUGUAUCCCCUGAUCAAGUCAAGGAUUUUGGAGUUGUACAAAUAAUUGAUGGAUCAAUGAAUCUUGAUUUGGAAGGUUUUGUAAAUUCUACAAAUCCAAUUCAAUCAAGCCGAGGUUCUCAAGAACCUUCUCAAAGUGAAUCUUCUCAAGCUGCACCAGUAAUUUCAUCUGGUUUCGAUGCGUGUGAUGGUCCCAGUAACUCUGGUCAAGCUAUAAGUGUUUCUGAGACCUCAAGGAAACAAUCUACAAAUCGAAGUUCAGAAAAUGGUUCUAGAGCCAAAGAUAUCAGGGAAAGGAUCAUUGGUAAUUUGAAAGAUGAUCGAAAGAGGGGAAGCCUUCGUCGACAUGGAUCUGUGACAUCUGCUAUUUCAGUUGACAAGGAGGACGUAACCAAGAAGCGUAGGGUGGAGCGAUCGCGAAAAAUGGCUGAAGCAAAAGAAAGAAACUUGAGUCCUAUUGUUCCAUCAGAUAUGCAAUCUAUUUUGAAGCGGUGUGAGAAUCUGGAGAAGGAAGUGCGAUCACUAAAGCUUAACUUGUCCUUCAUGAACAGGAAGGAUUCUGAGCAGACCAAGCAGAUUGAGGAGCUUCAAAAACAGAAUGAGGAUUUACUAGACGAAAAAGAAUGCCUUAUAGAAGAGAUUAAAAGGAUCAUGUCAGAAACUGACAAGAUAUGAAACAUUUGUUUAGGUUUUAGGGAAAAAGAAAUCCUUGUGAGAGAUGGAUUAUGUUAAUCCUUUUGAAUAGUAAACCAGCAUUGGCUUAUUUUUUGAUCAAAUCAAAUGUGUAAAGGAGCUGGUGUAUAUUUGUUUAGUUAUAGUGUAUGCUAUAUUCUAUCUAUGUGUUAAAUAUAUUUGCAGAAGAUUUAUAAUUUCAAAAUGCAUGUUCCAUUUUUUCUUUAAA